Molecule: messenger RNA, 1493 nt
Organism: Synchiropus splendidus (mandarinfish)
Lineage: Eukaryota; Metazoa; Chordata; Actinopteri; Syngnathiformes; Callionymidae
Product: relaxin-3 receptor 1-like
Exons: 3
Coding region: 40-1314 (424 amino acids)
Biological process (GO): immune response; G protein-coupled receptor signaling pathway
Cellular component (GO): membrane
Molecular function (GO): G protein-coupled receptor activity
Source: RefSeq, a predicted model, not a curated record
AGUCUUUUCUGAAGUCUGGCAGUAGUUUCAUGAAGAACAAUGCCGAGCAACAGCAGCAGCAGCAGCAGCACAUCUGGACCUCCAGGUGUUCUGAGCGUCUGCGGAGGAGAGGAUGAAUGGGAAAUCUCCAAACUAGUCAACCCGACUGGAGCCACCUCCAAUUUGGCCGGUUUUAAUCUUUCUCUGAACUGCUGGCUCCACAUCCUCUCCAAAGAGUCCACGGUGGAUCUGCAUGGAGACGGCGCCAACCUGGCAGUGCGGGUUCUCAUCGCUCUGGUUUACCUGGUGGUCUGUGUCCUGGGCCUGGUGGGGAACCUCCUGGCCCUCUUCCUGCUCCACUCCCGCCACCGUGGCCACAACCACUCCUCCAUUGACUGUUUCGUGAUGAGCCUGGCGCUCACCGACGUCCAGUUCGUCCUCACCUUGCCCUUCUGGGCCGUGGACACGGCGCUGGACUUCCGUUGGCCUUUCGGCAAGCUCAUGUGCAAGAUCGUGAGCUCGGUCACCACCAUGAACAUGUAUGCCAGCGUCUUCUUCCUCACUGCCAUGAGCGUGACCCGCUACCACUCCCUGGUGACCUGCAUGAAGAUUAGCAGCCCCAGAGCGGCCGCCGCCCGAGCCAAGUGGGCCAGUCUGGCUAUUUGGGUGGUUUCACUGGUGGCCACGCUGCCUCAUGCUUUCUACUCCACCACCGUCCAGGUCUCCGCUGACGACGAGCUAUGCCUUGUGAGAUUCUCUGAGUCAGACUCAGACCACUGGGACCCUCAAGUCCUGCUUGGCCUGUACCAAACCCAGAAGGUCCUCCUGGGCUUCGUGGUGCCGCUGAUCAUCAUCAGUGUGUGCUACCUCCUGCUUCUGAGGUUCAUCCUGCGUCAGCGCGUCGUGGGAAGCGUCAUCGCAGACGGCGACGCGGAAAAGUCGGAGCCCAAGAGCGGCCGCCUGCGCCGCCGCUCCAAGGUCACCCGCUCGGUCAGCAUCGUGGUUCUGUCCUUCUUCAUCUGCUGGCUGCCCAACCAGGCGUUGACUCUGUGGGGGGUCCUGAUUAAGUUUGACCUGGUGCACUUCAGCAAAGCCUUCUACAACGCUCAGGCCUACGCCUUCCCCCUGACCGUGUGCCUGGCCCAGGCCAACAGCUGCCUCAACCCGGUGCUCUACUGCCUGAUCCGCCAGGAGUACCGAGCCGGACUGAAGGAGCUUCUGCUCCGCGUGUCUCUGUCCAUCCGGAACAUUUGCACCCGAGCUCUGAGAGGCAGGAAAGUGGAGGAGGCAUCGCACAACGUUGUAGUCAUGGUUCACAAGAGCAACAGCAUGUGACAUUUACACUGCAUCCCUGCGAUGACAUCAUCACCCCCUCAUCCACAACCACCUGGACUACUGCGCUGCUUUUGGCCCAGUGGCCGACGCUGAAUGUAAAUAGACCUAACUAUCUGGAGAGUAUAAAAAAAGAGAGCAGCGUCUAGCUGCUUGCCUAUUUUUCACGUGAUAAAUCCCAG